CUAUUUUGCUAUUUUGACUUUCUCUUUUCUUGUUUCUGUUGUUUUGUCUUUCUGGUUGACAGUUUCAGAUGGAUUGAAUCCUUUUAAAUUCAUUGAGUCAAGUGAUAUCGUUUCAGAUUCGGUGUAUUAAACGAUUUUCUCUCGUCGUAUGAAUGGUGACCUUUUUUUUGUGCGUUUCUUUUGAUGUGUGAAGAAAUGAUGAUAAUGACAAACAUCACUAUUAUUGAUUAUCGAUAUUCAUUAUCAUUGAUCUUGACAUUGAUGAUUGUAUCGCUAACAUUUUUCGGUAGUUUUUCUAUAGAUGAAAAUGAAUUUGAAAUUAAACCAGAUUUUAAUCUUGAUUCACCAAAAGUUGCUGGUAUGGAUGAAUUAUUACCAGGGAAUUUGGCCCAAACAUCUGGUUUACCAUCAACAGCACCACAACCACAAAAUGAAGUUCGUGAUAUAAGUGGUUGGGGUAUGAUUGGAAAAAUUCAUCCAAAAAUAUUGAUAAAAGAUCAAUUGAUUAAACAAUAUCAUAAUCGACCAUUAGAUCCACGUUAUUUACAUUUACAAAAUUAUGGAAAUUUACAAAAUUCUGUUCAAUCAUCAACAACAACAACGACAACAGCGAAUAAAAAUUUGGCCAAUAAAUUAUUUAAUUUUUGAAGAAAAAAUACAGAUCCCGUUACGCCAUCUAUCGGUUCGGAACACAAUUAUUUCAACAAAUAUGAAAUUUUUGAAAAAACACGUUUUUCCUUUCGU
Dermatophagoides pteronyssinus (European house dust mite) is the source of this 744-nucleotide messenger RNA. RefSeq lists its product as uncharacterized. The record is from RefSeq and is a predicted model, not a curated record. Lineage: Eukaryota; Metazoa; Arthropoda; Arachnida; Sarcoptiformes; Pyroglyphidae.